Molecule: messenger RNA, 425 nt
Organism: Aspergillus welwitschiae
Lineage: Eukaryota; Fungi; Ascomycota; Eurotiomycetes; Eurotiales; Aspergillaceae
Exons: 1
Coding region: 137-361 (74 amino acids)
Source: RefSeq, a predicted model, not a curated record
CUACUGUGUAGUAUUUCCUACUGUGUCUAUCUAUCUAUCUACUGUAGUUACUACUUGUUAACUUCGUAUUGCCUGACAAUGAGGACGGGUGUGAUCAGACCACACCUAAAAGCAAAUCCCGCAGGUGCCUGCGGCGAUGGGAGUAAAUAGGUACUUUGUCUGUGUUUCUGUGUCAUUCGGCCCACCUGACCAUAAGGGGAAGGGGAAGGGGGCUUGGAAGGCAUGGCGGACAAGGCGGUUCUGCCCCAAUGUUGGAUGUUGGAGAGCUGGUUUCACGAUUGUUUCAAGGGAGAUAUUCGAUAACAAGAAUAUUAUUACUGCCCGCCCCCAGCAUUUCUGUAUUCUUCAUACAGUGAACUAGUCUAGAUCCAGUUACCAAUCACUUAGGAGCCGAAGAGAGUCAGGAUGAAAAAGCUAAGUAGUAG